UGGACUUCACGAGAUGAAGGUCUUCUGCUUUGUGGCAUCUUAGUGUUCAAGAGUUCCUCGCUGCAGUCCAUGUGUUCCUCUGCUACCUGAACAAGAACAUGGAGGAACUUCAGUUUUUCAUUGAAGAACCACAAAACAGAGGAAGAUAUUUUUUUCUUCCUCAGCUUAAAUUACACAAAACCCAUAAAAAUAUUGCUUUACCUAAAUUACUAAAGAAGGCUGUUAAGAAAGCAAUGCAAAGUCAGAAAGGACAUUUAGAUCUAUUUUUAAUGUUUCUGCUGGGUAUUUCACUGGAAACAAAUCAGAAACUGCUCAGAGGCCUAUUCACAAACACUGAAGAAAGCAAAUACAGUGCCACAGAAGUAACUCAGUACAUUACAGAACAAUUAAAAAGCCAGGACAUCUCACCUGAAACUUCAAUCAACAUGUUCUACUGCUUACUGGAGCUCAAAGACAAUUCAUUAAAUACAGAAAUCCAAAGAUACUUCAGAUCAUCUCCAGGAAGGAACCUCUCAUCUUCCAUGUGCUCCUUGCUGGCCUACACACUGAUGAUGUCAGAGGAUGUGCUGGAUGAGUUCAACCUAAAUAUGUACGAGACCACAUGGGGAGGCUACAUGAGUCUCUUGCCAGUUGUGAGAUGCUGCAGAAAAGCAAAACUCUCCUCAUGUAAACUCAAUGAUACCUGCUGUGAAACUGUGGCUUUGGCCCUGCAGAUACCAAACUCACCUAUGAUAGAGCUGGACAAGAGUCACAAUGACCUGCAGGAUUCAGGAGUGAAGCUGCUCUCUGAGCGUCUGAAGAACCCAAACUGUCAGCUGAAGAUAUUGAGGUUUGAGAUUCAGAUUCUUGUUCUUCCACCACCUUGA
Cyprinus carpio (common carp) is the source of this 866-nucleotide messenger RNA. Its product is annotated as NACHT, LRR and PYD domains-containing protein 8-like. The coding region runs from base 99 to 866 and encodes 255 amino acids. NCBI's taxonomy places the organism in Eukaryota, Metazoa, Chordata, Actinopteri, Cypriniformes, Cyprinidae. The transcript has 3 exons. The record is from RefSeq and is a predicted model, not a curated record.